Molecule: messenger RNA, 2861 nt
Organism: Myxocyprinus asiaticus (Chinese sucker)
Lineage: Eukaryota; Metazoa; Chordata; Actinopteri; Cypriniformes; Catostomidae
Product: polypeptide N-acetylgalactosaminyltransferase-like 6
Exons: 13
Coding region: 281-2083 (600 amino acids)
Cellular component (GO): Golgi apparatus
Source: RefSeq, a predicted model, not a curated record
GCAAGAUGGUUUUAAGAGCACGAGGCGAUUUCAAAUUGCAUCACAAGCGCAUUGACACAUAAAAACGCGCCACUCGUCGUUGUUUAGUAAUGAUCUUUUAUCAGUUGUACAUCCUCAACAAAGAAGAGGGGAUUACUGAGCAACGUUCAUGUCUCAACAUGCAAUAACCCUCUACUGUGAAAGUGUGUCGUCUUUUGCGAGGGAGUGUACGGAGCUCGAGUUUAACACAGCAGACUCGCGUCUAUCUUGAGUUUGAUUGUGACUCGUUUGCGUCUUCAAAAUGAAGAGGAGGCAAAAGCGCGUUCUGCAGAUGGUAUUUUUGUUUAUGGUGGCUUUAAUUUUUCUGCCAAAUGUCGGCCUUUGGUCAAUGUACAGAGAGAAGAGCCUUAUGAAGUCGCAUGAGCCUGGAGAACAGGGCUUCCCACUGGGCUUAAAUGAUGGUCACAUUUAUACCUGGACAGACGGUUUGAGAAGAAGAGACUGGCACGAUAACGAGAGCAUUCGGCGAGAUGAACAACGUGUUGGAAAAGGGGAGCAUGGGAAACCAUUCCCGCUCACAGAGGACGAGUGUGAUGACUCAGUGUACAAAGAGAACGGCUUCAACAUCUACAUCAGCAACAAUAUUGCUCUGGACCGCUCCCUUCCUGACAUCAGACAUCCAAACUGUAAGCAGAAGCUGUAUCUUGAAAAGCUCCCAAACACCAGUAUAAUCAUCCCGUUUCAUAAUGAAGGAUGGUCCUCUCUGCUCAGAACCAUCCACAGCAUCACCAACCGCACACCCGACCACCUGAUUGCUGAGAUCAUACUUGUAGAUGAUUACAGUGACAGAGAUCACCUGAAGGCGAAUCUUGAGGAGUACAUGUCCAAGUUUCCUAAGGUGCGUAUCAUGCGCACUAAGAAGCGAGAAGGACUUAUCCGCACGCGGCUACUAGGAGCAAUGAUGGCUAAAGGAGAGGUUCUUACCUUCCUGGACUCGCACUGUGAAGCCAACAUCAACUGGCUGCCACCCCUACUCGACCAGAUUGCCCAGAACCCCAAAACCAUUGUGUGUCCCAUGAUAGACGUGAUUGACCAUAACCACUUCGGGUACGAGGCACAGGCGGGGGAUGCCAUGCGGGGAGCCUUUGACUGGGAGAUGUACUACAAACGCAUUCCCAUCCCACCUGAGCUACAGGGACCAGACCCCAGCGAUCCAUAUGAGUCUCCUGUGAUGGCCGGAGGCUUGUUUGCUGUAAACCGCCAGUGGUUCUGGGAGUUGGGAGGUUAUGACACAGGCCUUGAGAUCUGGGGAGGCGAGCAGUUUGAAAUAUCCUUCAAGGUGUGGAUGUGCGGAGGCAGCAUGUACGAUGUGCCUUGCUCAAGGGUGGGCCACAUCUACAGAAAGUACGUCCCCUACAAAGUGCCCUCAGGGACCAGCCUGGCAAGAAACCUGAAGCGAGUGGCAGAGACUUGGAUGGAUGAGUACACAGAAUACAUCUACCAGCGUCGGCCCGAGUACCGCCACCUCUCCACCGGCGACCUGACCGCUCAGAAGCAACUACGCAAACACCUGAAGUGUAAAGAUUUCAAAUGGUACAUGAACACUGUGGCCUGGGACCUGGCCAGAUAUUAUCCACCUGUGGAGCCACCGCCAGCUGCCUGGGGAAAGAUUCGUAAUGCUGUAUCUGGAUUGUGCGUCGACUCUAAGCACGGCUCUACAGGCACCGAACUGCGCCUGGACACAUGUCUGAAAGAGGGUGCAGAGCGAACAUGGGCACAUGAGCAGAUUUUCACGUUUGGCUGGAGAGAAGAUAUCAGGCCUGGAGAUCCCCAACACACCAGAAAAUUCUGCUUCGAUGCAAUUAGUCAGAACAGCCCUGUCACCCUGUAUGACUGCCAUGGUAUGAAAGGCAACCAGCACUGGAGCUACAGAAAGGAUAAGUCUUUGUACCACCUGGUGAGCAGUGGUUGCAUGGACUGUAGCCCUGGCGAUAAGCGGAUUUUCAUGAACAAGUGUGACCCUCAGUCUGAAACACAGCAGUGGAUCUUCCAGAGGGUCAAUGCCACUGUUCUGGACAAAUUCAACAGUGCCGCCAGCUCUUAGGACCUGGAGUUGUGGUCAGCCAAUCAGCUGGCUCCCACACACACCUCUCACAACCCUUUGUGUGGGCCUGGACAUUCUUAAUGUCUGGCUCUGGGCUCCUCUCAAGGUUCUGCAGCAGACUGAAUGAAUGCAGGCUCUUUAAUGAGAGGACUAGAAACAGAGAGACAUAAGGCUGGUGGAAGGAACACUUCCACACAGAGCACCUUGCUGGUCGAGGAGAAAAUGGGCAGCCCUGACUCCCUCUGUCUGUCCUGUGGGGUUCAACUUGGCCCCGGUCGCUUCCUAUACAUUGGAACACAGAGCAACUUUAGAACUUUAAAAGUGGAGUCCAGUGAAAGAAUGUUCUGUAUCAGUCAUUAAAGAUUGCAUGGUGGAUUUGUACAAUACUAGACACCGGAAAGAGUUUGCUCUCGUUUUUUUUUUUAUUUUAUUUUAUUUAUUUUUUUAUUAUUAUUAUUAUUACUAUUUAUUUUUUUCUCUAGGAUUGUUUUACUGUAUAUUUAUUUGUAUUUAUUUGGUGCCUUUUCCAAAUUUACAUUUUGUGUAUUUCCUUGAUUUUAUCAACUCUUGUACCUGGUAGAGUCAAAAUUGGGGUGAGGCUGUGACCUAAUGAAAUGAGAUAUUUUCUUUUUUCAAUGGGAUGUAUCUUGUUACAGAGUUUCUCGUCUAUAAAUAAAGCAGAAGAUGAGUAGACGUGUUGUUUUUUGGCAGUGUGGUCUGUCUUUACACUGAUAAAGUGAUGCUGAUACACAGCUCAAGUUAUAAAAAGUCUCAAAAG